Molecule: messenger RNA, 11856 nt
Organism: Pseudopipra pipra
Lineage: Eukaryota; Metazoa; Chordata; Aves; Passeriformes; Pipridae
Gene: HEATR5A
Product: HEAT repeat containing 5A
Exons: 38
Coding region: 4338-10508 (2056 amino acids)
Biological process (GO): endocytosis; retrograde transport, endosome to Golgi; intracellular protein localization
Cellular component (GO): endocytic vesicle; Golgi apparatus; membrane
Source: RefSeq, a predicted model, not a curated record
UGCCAGGUUACCUGUAAAUAAAAUAAUGUUCUAAGGUCCCUGUAAUGGAGCCAAGUCUAUCUCUUGUCUGAAACUUUCAGAAAUGAACUUAAAUAAUAUUAGAGAGUUGUGAGGGCUAGGGGGGACAGUGUGCCAGUAGUGCUGCUGUGGAGCUCAGGAAAUGGCUGGCUUAUAUUUCUCAGUAGCUGAAUGUUGUUGCUUCUUGGUUUCCUGGAAUAAUUCUUCUUAUGUGGAGAUAAAAAUUAAAGUGAUGACAAGAAACAUGAAAGCGAAGUGUAUGUACUUUUUAACACAAUGAGUAAAUGUCUUCCAAUUUUUUUUUAAAAUGUCUUGAAUAUGUUGCGUUGCUGAAAUAGCUAUUGCAUUUCCAGGCACUUUUUUUCAGGGUAUUUUUCUCUAAUUUUCCCUCAAGCCUUGUCCUCAAAACAUCACAGAAAUCAUUCAGCAUUCUUAGAAGACAUUGUCUUGUCAUUUCUUUCACAUUUCAGCAAAUGUAUAUUGUGUUGUAGUUCUUAUAAGUGUCACUGUUAUGUAUGAAGGUUGUGGGUGGUCACAUUCUUUGUGUGAACAUUUUUAAAACCAGCAAGUCCAGAGCAAGGAUUCUGAUAGAUUUCUGUUAGGUCUUUGUUGCCUUUGAGCUUUAUUACUUUUUCAGAGAAAGGGCAACUCCUCUGAAACUUGGAAAUCAAUAAUAGCAUUUUGGUAGGAAAAUCAGUCCUCGGAACUGUUCCUGUGGGAGUAAACAAGUACUUUGUAUGAGCAUCAUGGUUCACAAAACAGCCUCUUUGUUUUGCAACACAGAUGAAAGUAGCUGAGAAGCUAACAAUAAUUCUGUUUGGGCUGCAUGAUAUUUGUUCUUUAGGACAGCCUGAAACACUGUGUGAACACAGCAAGACCUACAUAUGUGGGAGGUGCAAUAUAUGAGGAUACACUUGGCUUGUAACUUUAACGACUACCUGCAUAAAUGCUACCAAAUUUUCAAUGAGAGGAUAGAUACAUAGCUGUCCUGGGGCAAAUUGCUUCACCCAGAGCACAGCAGAAAGCCUGAAAGAAUAGGAUCUUGGUUCAACAUUUAUGAUUUCAGAAUCAUGUUUCUAAUCUGAAUAAUUGCAUACAAAAAUAUGAUGUAAAUGGAAGUUGUCCUAGUCUGAAAUCUUCACAAAUAAUUAGAGGAAGUGGAUGGUUUUGCAAUAAGCUUUACUUUUUCUGCUUGUAGUUAGACAGAUUCUUCAGUGCUUUUUGCUCUUUGGGAUAAGCAUGUGAUGCAAGUGGGUAGAUGUUUUGGUUUUUUUAAAAAAAGGAAGAUAAUUUAAUUUGUGAGUGGAACUGAAUCCCUCUCUAACACAGAAUAUACAACAAAACAUAUGAGUACUCAACUGUGGGAUUUAUUUGGUGUGUUUUUCACAUGCUAAUGCACUUAAAAUCUGACAUUAAGAGUUACAAUUCUGCUUGAUUUAAAGAUCUUAAUAUUUCGGACCAUCUCCUCUGUGGCCUGGUGUUCUUUUUCCAUGUCCUCUGAGUUGUAGUCUUGUGAUGACUUUCUCUUGUGGUCUGUUCUUGCAAACUGCUGUCAAACAUGACUGUUGGUCCCGUCUUCUCUGUGUUUGGCUUCAAAUUUUCCUUACUGCUGACCAAUGUAACAUAACACUGCUAAAUACCUGGCAUUCUUAAUGGCACUAUAUUAAUUUUGGGUGAAAAGCACUUAUCACUUUGAUGCUAAGGAGUAAUUUGGUCCACAUUGAUGAGACCAAUCAGUGACAAAUUCAAGUAUGAGUGUGUAUGCAUUGAAAGACUGGGUUCUGGUUUCAGAAAAUCUUCACUGUCCUCCUCAUCAAGGGUUUAAUCAAUUAAAUGUACCAAUGCUUCUGCUAAAGAAACAAUUCUCAGGGAGGUUAACUUUCUCUUUUUUCCCCUCCUCCUCUUCAUGUCUUGGUGCUAAAAUGCCCUGCAUUUGCUUGUGUGUUUCUUUGAAAAUGCAUACAAGAAAGCGGUGAAAGGGCACACGAAAUUCCCAGGGUUUUUUUCAGUCAAAUGAGAGGCCAAGAGUGAUUAGCACUGCUGAACAUAAAAUAUGUACAGAAGGCUCAAUGUUAAAUUGGGACCAGCAGUUACCUGCUAUUGCUUCAUGUAGCUCUGUGGAGCACAAAGUUUAAGGCUAAGGCUUGUGUAUACAUAAAGAAGGCAAAAGUUAGCUGAAUGCUGAGGAUCCUGCCACACAAAAGAUUUGGAAGUACUGACAUGCACUGACACUUCUAUUUAGCUUUGCCUACUCUAACUGAAGAUUGUGAGGCAGACUUUGCUUCUGCGAGUUAGUUGAUGAUAGUUUGUAUAAGUCAAAAAGUAAUCAAAGACUGCCUGGCCUUUCCAGUAAUAAUAAACACCUUUAUCUCUUGAAUGUUCUCACUUCAAUCCAUUUCCAGUAUCUAAACUCCAAGCUCAUCUAAGCUGGAAUUUUAGUUCUUUUUUAUUCCUUAGGAAAUUACUGAGAUUCUAUCAUUGUUGUUGAUUUGAAGCAGAUUAUUUCUGUGAGCUAUAAAUUCUAGCUAGAUUACAGCUAAAGAUAACUAAAUUCUUAAUUUCCUGGGCCAUCAGGUCUCCCACCUGAAGUAGCUGGGAGUUUCAUCCUGCACUUUUUGCCUUCUCCAGGCCUCAGUGCCUCUUUCUGUUUGCCUACUAGUAUAAACAACAAACUGUAACUAUUGGAUUUUGGUCUAUGUUUCAUUCAUUAGUAGCUGAAUUUGGCUGGUUCUUUAAGGUUUUUCUGCCCAGCUGGCAAAGACCGUCAUACUCGGUUUCUCUUGUGAGAAGUAAGUCCAAGGGGGCUGGGCAGGAGUUUUGUUUAUGUUUGGAAGACUCUCUAAACGGGUAUGUCCGAGGGCUUAACAUAGACUUGAGCAUCGAUGUCUCUCCCUGCAGUCAGCUCAGAUACAUUGGUAACGAUCAUCCCAUUAAACUUUUAAAACAGUGCUGCAGGAGUAACAUUGAUCUGAGCUGUUAAUGGCUACAACUAAAUGUGUCAGGCUAGAAGGCUUUCUCUGGAAUGUAUAGUUCAUUUUUUAGAUAGAUGAUAAAAAUCUUGCUUUCUGAGGAAAAAAACAUGAAUUUGAAGUCAGUUAAAAUACUGCUGUGGUGCAGUGAGGGACAGCUUGAGGCUAAUGAAUGUGCUUCAGCUCUGUUUUUCAGCAGUGGGAUGGUUAUGGUGUUGAUUAUAUAGUGAGCCCAAUGGCAGCUGUUAUGAAAACACUGGUUAUUAUUACUGGUCAUUUUUGAUCUUACUCAUUACAGUUAUUCAUUACUCUUUUUUUACUGUUACUCAUUAUUGGCAAUGAGUAACAGUGAUAAUUUCUGAGAAGCAUAAUAUGCAUUUACUUCUCUGCUAGAAUCCACAGAUAUAUCAGUGAGCUCCUGAGCUGUGCCAUGCUUCAAAUUGUCACCUGUGGGGAGCAGCUGAGGGAGCUGGGGCUGUUUAACUUGGAGAAGAGGAGGCUCAGGGGAGACCUUGUUGCUCUCUACAACUACCUGAAAGGAGGUUGUAGCCACGUGGGGAUCAGCCUCUUCUCCUGGGCAAUCAGUGACAGGAGAAGAGGACACAGUCAGUCUUAAGCUGUGCCAGGGAAGGUUUAGGUUGGAUAUUAGGAGGAAUUUCUUCACAGAAAGGAUGAUUAGACAUUGGAAUAGACUGCCAAGGGUGGUGGUGGAGUCACUGUCUCUGGAGGUGUGGAAGGAAAGACUGGAUGUGGCACUCGGUGCCAUAGUCUAGUUAAUGUGUUGGUGCUUGGUCAAAGGUUGGACUUUAUCUCAGAAGUCUUUUCCAAUCUAAUUGAUUCUGUGAUUCUGUGAUUAUCUUUAUGCUUUAAGUCAGAUUUAAUGCAGAAUUAUGUUAAUACUGAAACUAGAAAAAUAUAAAUAAUUAUUAUUAAGAUAAAUGACACUUUAUUUUCUUCACUGCAUAGUAGAUGUAAAGGACUUGGACCCUUGUUUAGAUUGUACAUUAGAUCCUGAGUGUCAUGCCUACAGAGCUGAGGUUGAUCUGAUUUCUGUUUGAGCACUUGUUCCUGGAAAAGAGACAAACUGCUGGAACAGUGAGAGAUCAAAUAUGAAAAGUCUUGAAAGAAAAUAAAUUUGAAAUCAAGUUCUUAACAUCCUUUAUCCAAAAACCUGAAGCAGCAGAGAGAUAGUUUUUACAAUGAGGAGAAAUUAUCUUCUAGCUGUUCAAACUUCUGAUUCAUCAGAUUUUAAUGAGGAAGAAAACCUGACUGAUUAACACAGCUUCGGUAGUUUGUUGGGUUUUCUUUUCAUUCCACAGUGUUUGAGAGAUUUGAGGAAAAUUUCAAGGAAUGGAGUUAGCUCACAGUUUGUUGCUUAAUGAAGAAGUGUAUAACCAGCUUGGUGGAUUUCAAAAAGCAGAGUUCAUUUUUGAGUGGUUACAGUAUUUGGAAAAACUUUUACCAGUGACUAGCAGAGCUGAUAUAAGGGAAAACCAGAAGAAACUGGUUGAACAAUUGACUUCUUUGUUAAACAAUUCACCAGGACCUCCUACCAGACGGCUUCUUGCCAAGAAUUUAGCUGUAAUUUAUAGCACUGGAGACACUUUUUCUGUUUACCAAACAAUUGACAAAUGCAAUGAACUCAUUCGGAGUAAAGAUGACUCACCAAGUUAUCUGCCUACAAAACUUGCUGCGGUGGUAUGCUUGGGCUAUUUAUACAAAAAAUUGGGAAGAAUUUUGGGAAACAGUUUUACUGACACCGUUGGGAAUGUGCUUAAAGCAAUGAAGAAUGCAGAGUCUCAAGGUCGUUAUGAAAUCAUGCUUAGUUUGCAAAAUAUAUUAAAUGGUUUAGGAGCUGCUGCUAUCCCCUGUCACAGAGAUGUUUACAAAGCUGCCCGAUCGUGUUUGACAGAUCGAUCCAUGGCAGUCCGCUGUGCUGCUGCAAAGUGUCUUCUUGAACUUCAGGAUGAAGCAGUAUUUAUGUGGACUACAGACCUGGAUAGUGUUGUGACCUUAUGUUUUAAAUCCUUUGAAGGUUCCAAUUACGAUGUACGAUUAGCAGUUUCAAAACUUUUAGGCACAGUAUUGGCUAGAGCUCUAACGUCUAAGCAGACAAGAGUGUCCACCAAGCAUAACUUCCGCAGAAUCUCUUUGGAAGAAGUGAUGGAGCUAUUGGGAACUGGAUUUCUGCGUGGAAGUUGCGGAUUUCUGCGAGCCAGUGGCGAUAUGUUGAAAGGGACCAGCUCAGUCAGCAGAGAUGUUAGAGUUGGAAUCACCCAGGCAUAUGUGGUAUUUGUCUCUACAUUAGGAGCAAAAUGGCUUGAAAGGAACUUCUCUGCCUUCCUUUCCCAUAUUCUAGAUCUUGUGUCUCAGUCUCACCCUAAGGCUGUUCAGAGCCCAGUGGAUGCUAUUGGCUGUCGUCGCUGUGUUUCAUUCAUCCUGCGAGCUACAGCAGGAGGCCUGCUCGGGGAAAAGGCUCAAAUUGCAGCUGCCAAGGAGAUUUGUCAGGCCAUCUGGAAACUGAAGAAAGUUGUGGAUGCUGCAAUGAGUGACAGUAACUUGGAAACAAGACUUAAUACAACAGAUGUAACAGGAAGUCAGCAUGUGCUUGUGUGUGCACUUCAGGAACUUGGAAGUCUUAUCCAAGGCUUAGGAACGACAGCAGCACCAUUACUGCAAGACUCCAGUACAGGAGUUCUGGAAGCAGUAAUUUCUAUCAUUCUUCAUCCCAGCAUUUCAGUCAGAAUAACAGCAGCUUGGAGUUUACGCUGUAUUGCAGUAGCAUUACCCUCCUAUGUGUCCCUGCUGUUGGAUCGUUGCAUUGAACGUCUUAGUACGUUGAAAUCCUCCCCAGAAGCAGUAACUGGCUAUAGUUUUGCUGUUGCUGCUUUACUGGGUGCAGUAAAACACUGUCCUUUAGGAAUUCCACAUGGAAAAGGCAAGGUAAUCAUGACAGUAGCAGAGGAGUUGUUGUGUUCUGCUUCUCAGAACGGUCGCAUUUCACUGCAGCGAACACAGGCUGGAUGGCUGUUGAUAGCUGCCCUCAUGACAUUAGGUCCUGCAGUUGUCCAACAUCAUCUGCCACGAAUGCUGUUACUGUGGAAGUGCAUCUUUCCAUCAUCUCCUAAAGACCUAGAAACAGAGAAGACACGAGGAGAUUCGUUUACCUGGCAAGUAACACUGGAAGGUCGUGCUGGUGCUCUUUGUGCUAUCAAAAGCUUUGUUUCCCACUGUGGUGGUCUUCUUACGGAUGAAGUUGUUCAGAGACUUCUUCCUCCUCUCCCAAGUGCUGUUGAUUUAUUGACACAGCUCUCUUCAAUAUAUAAAUCAUACGGAAAUGCUUUAAAAACACCAUCAACAAUUUACAGACAUAAACUUUAUGAAUUACUAGCAGUAUUGCCUCCAAAGACCUAUGAAGGAAGUUUCUGUGCUGUUCUGAAAGAGUUAGUGACCGACUUGACUGUCCCAGAUAGCCAGAUUGAUGCCUCUACGUUCUUGCUUCCACCGCUUUGUCAUGAGAAUGAUCUCAUUUUACUUGGUCCCUUACUGCAAGAGACUGACCACCGAUUUAUCGAAGAGCAGCUCCUUUUAGGUAGCAGCAUAGCCAGUGGCAGCCUGGAGUACGACCCUCACGCAAUUUAUGAGAAAGCUGGAAAAGGGGACUCUGUACCCAAACCACUACCUCCUGCAUUGUCUGUUAUCAGUGCAGCAACUCGACUUUUUGGAGUUAUGUUUUCCCAUAUAGCAGAAUCUCACAGGCUCCAGGCAUUAGAACAGUUGUUGAAUUCCAUAAAGCAAACAAAAGGAUCACGACAACAAAUAGUACAACUACAUGUCGUGUCAGCCUUUUCUACUUCCUUAAAGCAUUUGGCUAACUGCAAGGGAAGUUUAGGUUCAGAAGAAGUUAGAAGGUCUGCCCUGGCAUUGGUAAUGGGUGCCUUGGAAAGCAAUAAUCCACUCCUAAGAUGUGCUGCUGCAGAGUGUUUGGCCAGGUUGGCACAGGUGGUUUCUGACAGUGCCUUCACCGCCGGAUUAGCACAAGUCAGUUUUGACAAGCUAAAAUCUGCCAGGGAUGUGGUAUCAAGAACAGGUCAUUCUUUGGCUCUGGGAUGUCUGUAUAGGUACCUAGGAGGAAUAGGUUCUACUCAGCACCUGAAUGCAUGUGUUGGAAUCCUGUAUACUUUAUCUCAGGACAGUACUUCUCCUGAUGUACAGGCAUGGGCACUACACUCUCUGUCACUGAUAGUAGAUUUGGCUGGGCCCUUGUAUCAUGUGCAUGUGGAACCUACCUUAUCUCUUGUUCUCAUGUUGUUGUUGACUGUACCUCCUGCUUAUGCUGAAGUUCACCAAAGCCUUGGUCGCUGUUUAAAUACACUUAUUACCACGCUGGGCCCUGAGUUGCAAGGCAGCAGUACAACAGUUUCAGCCUUAAGAACUUCCUGCCUCUUGGGCUGUGCAGCGAUGCAGGAUAAUCCUGAUUGCCUUGUUCAGGCUCAAGCCAUCUCUUGCCUUCAGCAGCUUCACAUGUUUGCUCCUCGGCACGUCAACUUGUCUAACCUUGUAAGCUGCCUAUGUGAAAUCUUGUUGGAUAAUUCUGUGUUGAUGAAUCUCUGUAGCUCAUACCUAUUACUGAGACGUGCAGUGGUAUCUUGCUUACGUCAGCUUGUGCAAAGAGAAGCUGCUGAAGUAUCAGAAUAUGCUGUUGCAUCAGUAAAAGAGAGCAGAGAAGAUUUUACUCCAGCAGAUGUGAACAUCAGAGAAAUAGGCCUGGAGGGGGCAUUGCUGGGCUUGCUGGACAAAGAAUUGGAUCAAAGAUUGUGCCAAGAUAUCAAAGAGACUCUGACUCAUAUGCUUACUUCAAUGGCAGUUGAAAAGCUCUCUUUUUGGCUGAAGCUUUGUAAAGACGUUCUUGCUGCCUCUGCUGAUUUCAAUACAGUAGCUUCAGUAGAUACCACUCAAGAAGAGGAAACUGCCAAAGUGGAUGAUGCAUCUGUUUUAACAUCUGACAGCGAUGACAGGUUCCAUCCUUUCCGGAAUCCACGAUGGUCUACCAGAGUUUUUGCUGCAGAGUGUGUUUGUAAAAUUAUAAGCCAGUGUGAAAAUGCAUGCAGUGCACAUUUUGACAUAACUUUGGCUCAGGAAAGAAAACAACGUGAUUCAAGAGAUGACUUUUUGGUAUUGCAUUUAGCUGACUUAGUUCGUAUGGCUUUUAUGGCUGCCACAGAUCAUAGUGAUCAACUUCGUCUUUCUGGGCUUCAAACAUUGCAAAUUGUUGUUCGGAAGUUUGCAGCUAUUCCAGAACCAGAGUUUCCAGGUCAUGUAAUUCUGGAGCAAUAUCAAGCCAAUGUUGGAGCAGCACUUAGGCCUGCCUUUGCUCCUGAAACUCCUCCUGAUGUCACAGCAAAAGCAUGUCAGGUAUGCAGUGCCUGGAUAGCAAGUGGUGUAGUCAGUGAUCUUAAUGACCUUCGAAGGGUUCACCAGUUGCUUGUGUCCUCUUUGGUCAAAGUGCAGGCUGGAAAAGAAGCACAAAAUCAACAAUAUAAUGAAAGCACCUCAACUAUGGAGAUACUGGCUGUGCUUAAGGCUUGGGCAGAGGUUUACAUAGUUGCAGUUCAAAAGCAGAAAAAUCAAACUGAUGCACACAAUCACUGUUUAAAAAUUGCAAACUCUGCAGAAGAAAGCUACAGAGAUGUAACAUUUUCAGCCAGUGGACUUCUGGACUUGGUACAGGCAGAUCUUGGAACACUAAGCAAGCUCUGGCUUGCUGCACUUCAGGAUUUUGCUCUCUUAACUUUGCCUUCAGAAUAUGCAUCACAACUACCUGCUGAAGGUGGUACAUUUUAUACAGCAGAGACGAUUGAAAAUGCCAGACCUCAUUACUACAACUCCUGGGCACUGAUACUUUAUGCUACAGCAUUAUGGCUGACUAGCACAGGUUUCGUUGUCGUUGAUCCAGAUGAAGGAGUUACAAAUCUCUCUCGACCUGUCACCCCAACUACCAUGUGUCAAGAUUCUUCUACCAGACCCUUGGUGAAGUCACCUGAGGAUGUGAAUACUGACAGAUUUCAUCUUAUCUUGGGAAUUAGUGUGGAAUUCCUCUGCUCUCCUCGGUCGGAUGCAGCAAUGGAGAAUAUUAUUGCCUGCUUGCAUGCCCUACAGGCACUCUUUGAUGUUCCAUGGCCAAGGUCUAAAAUAGGUGGUGAUCAGGAGUUAGGUGUGGAGCUGCUGAAUGUUUUGCAUCGACUGAUACUGACCAGAGAAUCACCUGAUAUUCAGCUUGCUGCCCUUGAAGUGGUUCGCUUGAUUCUUUUUGCAGCUCAGGAACAUGUGAAGGAAAAGCGGAGAAGUGCAGAAGUUGAUGAUGGUGCUGCAGAAAAGGAAACGUUACCAGAAUUUGGAGAAGGCAAAGACACAGGAGGACUGGUGCCUGGGAAAUCAUUAGUCUUUGCAACACUGGAGUUGUGUGUUUGUAUUCUUGUCAGACAGCUUCCCCAGCUCAACCCUAAAUUAACUUGUAGCCCUGCAGUUCAACCUGGAAAACAUCUGUUACUCUCAGAAGAUGGAAGUAGACUGGUAGCAGCAGCAUUAGUUAUUCUCUCUGAUGUUCCUGCAAUCUGUUCUCCUGAAGGAAGCGUUUCAGUUCUUCCUACUAUUUUGUACCUAAUUAUUGGAGUACUUAAAGAAACUGCUGUGAAAUCACGAGAUGGCCAGUUACCUCUGGUGGUUGCUGCAUCUCUACAAGCUCUUAAAGGACUCUUGUCUUCUCCAAUGUCUCGAGCAGAGAAGAGUAGGACUGCUUGGACUGAUCUUCUGCGUAGUGCUUUGGUCUCAGUACUUGACUGUUGGGAUCAAGAUAAAGAACUCCAAGAACUCGAUGAAGUUAGCCUGCUUACUGCUAUUACAGUAUUUGUUAUGUCUACCAGCCCAGAAGUUACUACUGUAGAGUGCCUUCAGAAGCGUUGUAUUGAGAAGUUUAAAAUAACACUUGAUUCAAAAGAUCCUCUUGUACAGUACAAGUGCUACCAGCUGCUGCACUCCAUCUUUCAGCAUCCAAACAAAACCGUGUCAUAUCCUUAUAUUCAUUCUUUAGCACCAUCCAUUGUGGGAAAACUGCAGGAAACAGAAAAAGCAAAACCUGAAAAUGCUGCUGAACUUCAAGUCAUUCAGGAGGGAAUAAAGGUGGUUACAGCUCUGACAGCCACUGCUGAGGAAGAGCACCGUGCUCAUUUGGUGGCCUGCUUUCUUCCCAUCCUUAUUUCCUUUCUUUUGGAUGAAAAUGCCCUGGUUUCUGCUACAAAUUCAGCAAAAAAUCUACAUGAGUUUGCUUUGCAAAAUCUGAUGCAGAUUGGUCCACAGUACUCAUCAGUUUUUAAAAAACUAAUGGCCUCCUCUCCAACUAUGAAAGCCAGGCUUGAGUCAGCUGUGAAAGGCAAUCAAGAAAGCAUCAAAGUGAAGACUGCUAAACAUGCAAAGAAUCCUGGGAAAAGUUCAAGCAUUCAGCUAAAGACCAAUUUUCUUUAAAGCUUUAUAUUGUCUUCUUACACAUUUUGAUAUCAGCAGCAAAAAACAUCCCUUUUAAUUUCUAAUCAAUGUAGAAUUGCUAUGAGUUGAUCUUAAGUAUUUGAGUUUGUGCUGAAGUAUUUCAGAAAGUUUUUAAGAGAAAGGAAAUCUCUAGGUAGCUUUCUGUUAGUGUAAGACUUCUUAAACAUCUCUAAAUACUGUGAAUAAAUCAGAGGUCAUCAAAUCUGUAUUUUUUUAUUAUUUUGAACUAAAAUACCAGAAAUGCACAUGUCUAUAUUAAAAAAAGUAUAGCGAACUUUACCAUAGGUAUGUUUAGGAGAAGCCCACACUUAGCCAUUAAGUAAAAUUAAUUUUAUUUCAAAGCAAUAUUUGUCAGAAAGAAGUUACCUUAAGUGGUUUUUGGAUUUAACUGGGGCAUAAAUUUACUUACAGAUUGUAAUCUAUGCAAAUUACUAAUUUAACAGACUGCAUCAUUAAUUAAACAGGUUAAGUAUCCUUUUAAGCCUUACAGUAGUUUAUUGUUGAUCUCAGAAAAUUCAACUCAGUACAGGUAGUAUGAAUAGCUUUAAUCCUAAUGUCUUGAGCUGUACAAGAUGUAACAGUGAAACACAGCCCUAUGAUGCUUCUUCAUGAAGGACUCUGUAGUGCUUUCCAGAGUGGGACUAGGUAAGGAUUGGCAGGCUCGGUGCCUCGCUUCUCAACAUGGUCUCACUUUUCAGGAUGUGUACUUGUGUUAAGUUUCUAUUAGGUGAGCCAGGCAAUUGGAGCUUACAUAUCCUGUCCAGGGUAGGACAGCAAUUUUAACAUACUGUGCCUCAAUUCAGACCUCUGCUCUAUCUGGAUGUAUGUUUCCUGAUCUGUAAAUGAUCGGUUAUAUAUACACGUAACUCACAGAAAUUUACGUAUCUCUGCAAUGAGAGAUGGACAUAUUUGAAGUCACUUUGUCCUGUGUCUAUAAAUAAAGUACAACAAACUGAUAGUAAGGAGUAUAUAAUUAACAUUUUUAUCAAGGAACAUAUUUUAAUAUAGAAAAAUAACUAUCAAAAUUGCAAAGGCUAUAGAGUAUUUUGACUUCCUUCUUAAUACCAGUAUUAACUAAACCAAACACUAUCUAUCGAACUGAGGAUACUAUUUCCUUCUUGAAUCUAAUUGCUUUAAAAGAAAGAAGAAAAAAUUAUUUACGGAACUGAGAAACACACUGUGACUCAGGAAGAGUGUGAUGUACUGUAUUUUAUUAGAAGUUUUGUAUAUAAAUAUAAUUGUAAAUUGUACAGAAUUAACCAUUUGACCAAAGUUCUAACAAUUAAUUUUUCUAAUUUACAUAAAUAAAGCUAAUUUUCUUCCCUUA